CGACGACUUUGACCAGAGACAACAAGGCGGCCUGAGGGACAGAGAGCAGGGGCCUUGUCAGGAUGGGAUCGCGUUACGAUGCACCUGCCAUGAGUAGAACAAACUCUACUUCAUCUAUCGAUUAUGACCCCAUGCUCGACGAUAUCAUCCGUGAAGAAAUGGAAGACCAAACACCAGGCUUCUUCGACUUGCUGGAUAGCAUCGGCAAUUUCGCUCCAAGCUUUGAAAACAUCAACAAGAAGAUUGGCGAUCGUAGCCGGCGACUACGCGCUGAACUGGCGACGCGCGCUAAAGGUGUUGAGCCGCUACAAGGAAAAGUCAACAAGGAGUUUGAUCGCGUCAAGGCGCGCUUCAACAGACAGCUCGACCGAGCGGCAUCGCGUUGGGAUUCCAAGAAUGCCGCCAAGGCGCGUGAAAAGGUUGCCUUUGUCUUUGGCGUUGGCAAUGUCUUCUUGACGGGGUUCCUACUAGGUGGUUACCCAGAGCUCGUGCAUGUUUUGUACACGAUCCAGGUGGUCACUUGGCUGCCAUGGCGGUACUACACGUACCACAAACGUGGCAUGCACUACUUCAUUGCAGAUCUCUGCUAUUGGGUCAAUCUACUCACUGUGCUCUAUCUGUGGGUCUUCCCAAAAUCUGAGCAUCUCCUGGCGGCUUGCUUCUACCUCUCAUUCGGCUCACUAGCAUGGGCCAUCAUUGCCUGGCGGAAUUCACUCGUGUUUCACUCAGUCGACAAGAUUACCAGCUUGUUCAUCCACAUCUUUCCGCCAGCAGUCAUGCAGAGCAUCAUUCACAUUGUACCACGAUCGUAUGCGCAUGAACGGUUUCCAGCAACACAACGUAUCAUGACAACACCUUACAGUGAAGCACUGCUGAGUUCUGCAGCAGCGUACAUUGUCUGGCAAACACUCUACUAUGUCUUUAUUCAAGUGCGACGACAAGAGAAGAUCAAAGCAGGUCGUCCAACAUCAUUCACUUGGCUCCUCAAAUCCUACUCCAAGUCUUGGAUUGGCAAGCAAGUCCUGAAAUUGCCUGAGCCGCUGCAACCUUUCGCUUUCAUGGGCAUUCAAUUUGCGUAUGCCAUUGUCACGAUGCUGCCGUGUCCCAUCUGGCUACACUAUCGCCUUGCGGCCGUCAUCUUUCUUUCGUCAGUCUUUUCAUGGAGUAUUUGGAAUGGCGCAAACUACUACGCUCGUAUUUCUGCGGCGCGUGAUAACUUCAAGGAGGAGAUUGAAUUGUUGCGGGCAGAGAUUGCGAAUAUGGAGCAAGGGUCGGUGAGUUCUCCGGGAACGCCUGCAGCACCCCCGGGCCCUCUCUUUGGGCCUCCUUCUGAGCUGUUCCUGAGCUCUUCUCUUGACUCUUUCCCUCAAAAUUUCAAAUUUCACCGACAACGAGACAAAGCACCGACUUGA
Molecule: messenger RNA, 1412 nt
Organism: Protomyces lactucae-debilis
Lineage: Eukaryota; Fungi; Ascomycota; Taphrinomycetes; Taphrinales; Protomycetaceae
Exons: 2
Coding region: 63-1412 (449 amino acids)
Biological process (GO): phosphatidylcholine biosynthetic process
Source: RefSeq, a predicted model, not a curated record